Molecule: messenger RNA, 3515 nt
Organism: Bemisia tabaci
Lineage: Eukaryota; Metazoa; Arthropoda; Insecta; Hemiptera; Aleyrodidae
Product: TBC1 domain family member 12
Biological process (GO): regulation of GTPase activity
Molecular function (GO): small GTPase binding; GTPase activator activity
Source: RefSeq, a predicted model, not a curated record
GCAUCAUAAUAUUUUCGUUUCAUCUUUUAGUGGAAUUUAUCGAGUUCUGUCUUUCUGUUAAAAAAAUAAAGUUUAUUUCAUCUAUGAACUUCGCUUAAUAAAAUGAGAGGAAAGUGACCGUUCGCGAAAGUCUAUUCCGCCAGUGUUUUCAUCAGCGUGCACAUAUUUUCUCAAUUUUCUGCGCAGUCGAUUUCAAUAGUUUGUGUUAUCAAUAUCUGGUCUGAGUUUUUUUCGUCCUUUCUUUCGAAGAUUGCUCCUUUUCAUUUUCGUGAAGCGUUGAAAAAUUUCUGCUCGACUCACUUCUUGUCUCAAGGAGAUUCAGGCUCUCAGACCCGAGUCAAGGUUGUACUCCUUUUUGUGGCCACACCUACCUACCUCGCUGACCGUUUACAAUGAAGACAGUGCUCAGGAAGGUGUCCUGCAACAAUUGCCUUAAUCAUUGGGAAGUCUAGAGUACUUCAUCAUGAAAUGGCUCAAUUUAGUCUGUACAAUGGGCAUCAAAAGAAUGCUAGAAAUAGCCAGUGUUUGAAUGCCGAGACUAGGACCGUCGAAGAUGUAGAAAGGCCAGACCUGUUGAACGGACAUGAUUGUGCUGUCAGCCCUGACAGCCCAAUCAUAAUGCGCCAUGAUGUGAAUAACAUCAAUCAAAACGGCAAGAAUAAAUGUCUAAGUAAUGAUUCGCAAUCUUCACUUGACUUGUCCGCAAGGAAAACAAAUGGUGCGGUCUUGUUGUCUGAGGCCCUUGAAACUAUCCCGCUUGCAUAUAGCCCUAAAACUCGCCAGCUACAUUACAUAAAUAGUAAUGACUUUAAACCACCCAAUAAAAUUGACUUGCACAAGAGAGAAGUAUCGAUCUCAAAUCUGGAUAACCUAGAAGAAAUUGAUUUGAAGAGUCAUUGCGACAAUGAAACUAUCUCUUGGUCCAAUGUCGAGAAUUCUCUCAGCACUUCAGCAACCAACACUGGUCUCUUGUCUGCGUUAGAAAAUGACUCAUCACUCUUGACGAACGACGACCAGUCCUCUCAUAAUUUACUCGACUGUGAAGACUCCUGCUCCAUAAGUGGCUGCAGCAUAGCAUCAGAUGAUCAAGGAGACUCCAAACCGAAACACAAGACGCUAACUAGCUUUUUCAAGCGAGGGGUUUUUUCUUGGAAAUCGGAGAAGGAUGGUGACGAAGCAUCAAUCAACAGUAAUGAUGACUCAAGUUUAUGGAAAAUAUUUGGCAGGAAACCAUCUAAAACUGUGACAAGUUUUGAAUGGGCAAAUGUUGACAGUAUUAGUCUUGCAUCUAAUUCGUCUGUAAGUACUCAAAAUAGUCCAAAUGUUGCCCAAGGCAGUCGGAGUCAUGAAAAUAUUGUUGCCAGUAGUUCAGCCCUUAUCCAAUUAGAUCGACCAGCGAAUUUACCGGCCAAAUCACCCUCAGAACAGCUAAAACAUAAAUUGGAGUACGAGCAAAUGAUCCAAGCAGCCAAGAAAAAAGAGCUCAAAGAGGCAAAAGACAGGAAAAAACAGUUGGAGGCUCAGUUGAAGGCGGAGGAUGAGUUGGCUUCUGCGACUCGCUUUUGGACGCAAGAAAUCCUUCCAAAUUGGAAUCAAAUGUGCAACACAAAGAAAGCACAGCAGUUAUGGUGGCAGGGCAUUCCUCCUUGUAUAAGAGGCCGUGUCUGGUGUCUAGCAAUUGGGAAUCAACUAGGCAUAACUCAUCAAAUGUAUGAUAUUUAUGCGGAAAAAGCUCAAGAAAAAUUGAAGACUGCAAAUGAUCGUUGUAAUAUGAAUCCACUGUCAAGGUGCGAUCAUGAAUCUAGUGUUGAAUUGAUUACUCUGGAUAUCAGCAGAACUUUUCCUCACUUAUGUAUCUUUCAAGAGGGUGGCCCGUAUUAUAAAAUGUUGUUUAGUCUUUUGGGAGCGUACGUUUGCUACCGUCCAGAUCUAGGUUAUGCCCAAGGAAUGUCUUUCAUUGCUGCUGUCCUCAUUCUCAACAUGGACGCUGCUGAUGCUUUCAUCUGUUUUGCAAACUUGCUCAAUAGGCCGUGUCAUACUGCAUUUUUUCAACUUGAUCAACUCGUGAUGCAAGCCUACUAUUCUGCUUACAAUGAUCUUCUAAGUGAAAAUUUGCCCAAACUUCAUGAGCACUUCAUUAAUAUUGGUCUCAGCGCAGACUUUUACUUAUUAGAUUGGGUAUACACUGUUUUCUCAAAAGCAAUGUCUCUAGACCUCGCAUCAAGAAUAUGGGAUGUUUUCUUGCGAGAUGGAGAAGAGUUUCUGUUCAGAACUGCUCUUGGUAUACUCCAUACAAGUCAAGAUACUUUACUCACCAUGGAUUUCAUCACAGGAGCCAAAUACCUGACAAAAUUACCUGACGAUUUCUCUGCAGACAAACUUUUCAAAUCAAUAUCAAUGAUGCGGAUGAAUGUAGGCAAACAGUCAUUCAAUGACAUUUUAGAAAAUUAUCUUCCCAGUAAUUCAUCAUCAUCAGAUAUGCUGUGAAGCAAGUUAGGUCCGAAACUUCUCUCUCCUUCCUCAUAUUUUUCAUAUGGAAUCAUACCCAAUGAACGAUUUUGCUAUUCAGUGAGUAGGCUUUGUUUUUUUUAUAUUUUGCAGUUUUUUCUUAUCGUUUUUUUUUUAUUUUUUUCUCUCUUUCAAUUGGUGCUCAAAGCUCAUGUCACAUGGUGCAUAUGAUCUUUUAAAAUGCACCCUUGAAAACGGUAAGCAUGCAUGAUAAUGCUGAGCAAAAGCUCAGGAAGUAUUUUUUCGGAGGUGUAACUAAGUAAAACUAGAUAAUACUGCAGGAAAGAAUAACUUUUAGAACUAACAAAUGAGGACAAAUACUGUCAAUUCUUCCAGGCAACUUUCAUUCUACAUCGAGAAUCUUAUUUUUCACUGCCUUGAGGGGGAGUCAUAAGUCCCUAUCUUUGCGAUGAAAAAUUUACUGAUGCUAAGGCAUACCUUUCUGAGGUUCCACUCAAUGGAUUUCAAAACUUUUUUAGUUUUUUUUCUAAUUUUACACGAGUUGAUUUGUAAAAAUUUUGAAAAUUGAAUUUUCAUAAUUUUUUUUUAAAAAAUGUUUGAAGAAUAUUAAGGAAAAACUGUCUCAUCUGCAGUUAGAUAAAAAGGUUAGGAACAAACAUAAGAAAGAUUUUAGAAAUCUAUUCAGUAGAUCCUGAGGAAAGUGUGCAUUAAGGUCAAAAAUGUUGUUUUGAGAAAAAGCUGUUGGAAGUUUUCAACAUACGGUAAGAUUGUAUCACUGCAUCACAAAAUGUUGCAUACCUCUUUCAGUAAUGAUGAUAUUUUAAAAAAAAGUUUGUAUUGAAUUAUAGCUAAGGAUAUGUAGAAUUCGAGUAGGGGGAAACCCUCUAAUAUUUUUUUUUUACAAAAAUAACUCAUGACUCCCCUUAAAUAAUCAUCCGUUCAUGAAUCUCACAAAUUUAUGUUAUGUACCUGCCAAUCCUUACUUCAAAGCUGAGAAAGCGGCAGGGCUGAUAUCAUUAUCAUUGCACCUCAAAUUCAUUACAGCA